Messenger RNA from Oryzias melastigma (Indian medaka), 2187 nucleotides. Its product is annotated as predicted GPI-anchored protein 58. The record is from RefSeq and is a predicted model, not a curated record. Lineage: Eukaryota; Metazoa; Chordata; Actinopteri; Beloniformes; Adrianichthyidae. The transcript has 7 exons. The coding region runs from base 211 to 1188 and encodes 325 amino acids.
AGUGCUUCAUUUAAAACAGAUGUUUUAGGUUAAUUUUUUUGCAUUUCUUUCUGCCAUGUGAUUGGUUAGCUCCCUCUGCGAGCAAUACAUAAGUCCACACUCCCAUCAAAAAAAGCUGCAGUGAAUUUGCCCCCAAGGGACAUCAGCUUCAGGUCCUUGUUGAUUUACUGGAAAAAGUUGAAAGUAAUUAGUUUUUUUUAAGGCUUAGAAAUGAUCAUUAUAUUGCUACUGUCAUGUAUCACCUUACUGGUGUCUGCUGUACCGGUUGCCCCAAACGCCCGUCCUCACAUGCUGCCACAAGGAGGCGCCACUCAAAGAGUUCAUCCUGUUCAGACCACAAACCAUCAGCCUGAGGCUCAGACACCGGCUCCUCUUGCUCCCAUCCAAGAACAAACUCAAUCUGGGAUUCCCCAGCAGCCAGACCCCCAGGCCGUCCUCCAGCCCAGCCCCUCGCUGCCUCAGCACACCUGGUAUCCACAAGGGGGCAGCACCCCAAUCAGCCCCCUGCCUCAGAAUGUGUCCCCAUUUCUGCCUGCCAACCACCUCACACUAGGACAGCUGCCUCUGCAGAUGUUUCCACCCUAUGGUUUCUAUCCAUUAUUUGCUCCUCCCUAUGGCAAUCAGUUGUUCUCUCCUUAUGGUUUUCCAUCGAUUCGCGAGCCACCUUUCCCUCAAGCUCCAACUCAGCAGCUACAGAACAGUCCGGCGGCGCCUGCAGAAAAUGUAGUUGGAGCCGCCGUUCCUGCAGCAGCUGCACCUCAGCAGACGCAGCAACAGAACCCCCAGAUUGUAUACAUGCUGCAGCAACCUAUGAACCCUGCACUUGGAGGUCUUAGCUCAGAGGAACUUGAGACUCAGGCUAAGCUGAACCAGAUGAGCUUGUACAGUGUGCUCACAAACCUGCCUGCAGGUGUUGGACCUGUGCAGCCCGAUAACCAAGCCGCCGGACUCACAAACCCUGAACAGCAAGGUGCCUCGCUACAUGUGGGAGGUUCAGCAGCAGCAGCAGCAGCAGCGGGAGUUCGCUCAUCAUUACAGGGCCCCGCUUGCUCUGGAUCCCUGCUGAACUCCAACAGCGGCCCCGCAGGUGUGAGGAGUGCGGCGCCUGAGGCCAACGCCGUCCAGACACAGAAUCAAGCCAAGGGUCUGCCCUCACACCGAAACUUAGUCCGCAGCAAAGCCAACUGACAGAAAACGAGAAAGUACUCCAUGUUAUAUGUGUCUCAGGAAUGAAGUGCCUAAGUUAUGUCCAUUUGUUGUUUUUCCCUUUCAAAGAGUAGAAUGAAAUAAAAAGAAGUGCAAGACAAACCAAACCUGCACGUUAUUAUUAUUUUUAUUCUAAUGAGCUGUAGUCUUUUAUUUACAUUCUUAAAUCUGGAUGAUGUUUCGUAUUCGAGAGCAGUGUGACCAUGUCGAAUCCACACCCAUCCAGUGCUAAACCAGAGAUCCAAAUGGAGCAGACAUCAAUUAACAAGAGCUUCCGUUCGGAAAAAUGUGUUUGCUUAUCUACCUCGGAGCAUGCAGUCACUAAUGAGUCUUCAGGGACUGUCUGUCACUUUAGCAGCUAAUUGCCUGGUCUGUGUUCAACAACCAGCUGCUUUUGUGGAUUGUUCCCUCAUCAGGUCACACAAAACCCAAAACAGAAAUUAAAUUCAAUACUGCAAAAAGGUGAUUUAAAAAAAAAAUAAGAAAUGAAGUAAAACUGCAUUUGAGCAGCAAAUAUAAAAAUUCAUCUCACUCGACUGAUGCAAUCAUAAAGAAGUUUUCGGGGACAUUUUAUCAUAAUAUCAAAACCAAUCAACGGGGCGAAAAUUUGAGUAAUAAACAAACAAAAAAGAAGAGGCAGAAAACAAAUUCAAAAAUUAAAGGGCAAAGAGUUCAACUGUAAAAAAAAUGGAGUUAUUCACACGGAGCACACAACUGCUGCAAACAGAUGCACUAUCAAUUGCCUCAUCAAACAUUUGGUUUUUUGAUAGUCAUCUGUGGUUUUUUUUUGGCAAGUUUUCUGUCUCUGUGUGUGCAGAUGUUUCAAUCACUCUUCUGAGUUUGGAUGUCUGUGGUGGCUCCGUAUCUGUUCUAUCUCGAUCUAAGAAUUACAUCACAGCGUUCCUUGAAAUCCCAGAAGGAUAUGUAUGGUGGAUUGUUCUAAACUACAGAAGUUUUAAAGCUAAUUUAGUCAAAAAAAAA